Molecule: messenger RNA, 1116 nt
Organism: Clupea harengus (Atlantic herring)
Lineage: Eukaryota; Metazoa; Chordata; Actinopteri; Clupeiformes; Clupeidae
Product: calcium-binding and coiled-coil domain-containing protein 1-like
Exons: 3
Coding region: 1-1116 (371 amino acids)
Molecular function (GO): protein binding
Source: RefSeq, a predicted model, not a curated record
AUGGUAGUGGAGCUGAGGGUGACUCUGAGAUUCACUCAGAAUGAUCUAAGAAACACCAAAGAUCUGCUGUACAAAAUAGAGACAGAAAAUGAUGCCCAAGACAGAGAGAUGACAGCUGUGACGACUGAAAUGAAGAACCUGAUCAAGGACAAUUUAGCACAGGAUUCAGAGCUGACAGAUGUGAAGACCAGACUGGCUGUAAGUGAAAUUGAAGUGGUGAAUUUGGGGAAGGAAGCUGCAGCACAGACAGCUGAUCUGAAGUCAGCAACUGAGAGACUAGCAGCCACUGAGACUGACAUGGAGGCCGUGAAGAAAGACACUGCAGAUCAACACACAGACCUGACCACUAUGAAGACUGAAGUGAUGAACCUGAAGAUGGAACUGUCUGCCAGUGAGACUGAGGUGGAGAAACUCAAGAUGGAAGACGCAGCACAAGAUUCAGAGCUGACAGAUGUGAAGACCAGACUGACUGCAAGUGAAACUGAAGUGGUGAAUCUGAAGAAGGAAGCUGCAGCACAGACAGCUGAUCUGAGGUCAGUUGCUGAGAGAGUGGCAGUCACUGAGACUGACAUGGAGCACGUGCAGAAAGACACUGCAGCACAACACACAGACCUGACCACUACGAAGAUGGAAGUGCUGCACCUAAAGAUUGAACAAGCAGCACAAGAUUCAGAGCUGACAGAUGUGAAAACCAGACUGUCUGCCAGUGAGACUGAAGUGGUGAAUCUGAGGAAGGAAGCUGCAGCACAGACAGCUGAUCUGAGGUCAGUGACUGAGAGACUGGUAGCCACUGAGACUGACAUGGAGAACGUGAAGAAAGACACUGCAGCACAACACACAGAGCUGACCACUAUGAAGACUGAAGUGAUGGACCUGAUCAAAGAACAAGCCGAACAAGAGGCAGAGCUGGAAGUCCUGAAGAGAAGGAUGGAGACUGGUGAAGCCCAAGUGGAGACCAGACUGUCUGCCAGUGAGACUGAGGUGGAGAAACUCAAGAUGGAACAAGCACUGGAGAAGGGAGAUGUCGUUAACAUGCAAAUCCCUCCAGGCAAAAAGCUCUAUGAUAGUUCUAGUAACCACAGCACCUUCAGUGGCUUCCUGCUCUUUGUUCUAUAA